AUGACAGAUGCUGCUGCAUUGUCAGAGGUCACUGCAGCCGGCACGGAGGGUGCACCGAUGCCGGAUGUCGACACGGAAAAGCAAGCCGACGGCAUUCCUUUGAACGACCUGACCAAGGAGGCAGAGCGCGGCGGGAAUCGCAAGUUUCACGUUCGGACGCGCAUGCAUUGGUACCAGUUCUGGCUUUACAAAGAUGACCCACCUCCUCCGCCAGAGUCGCUGGACGAUUCAAAAGAGCUCCCUAUCGCAAAACUCAAUCUGUUUAGCGACUGGACCUACCACUGGAUCAUGCCCUUACUGAAGCUCGGAUACCGCCGCCCGCUGGAGGCGACCGACCUUUGGAAGAUGGAUGAUCCUCGUACAGCAAAGCAUAUCAGCAACCUGUUGAUCGAACGCUGGACCGAGCGUGUCGCCAAAGCCGACGCUCACAACGAGCGUCUCGAACGCGGCGAAAUCAACCCUAGUGUAAAACUAAUGAAGAAAUGGCGCAAGGAAGCGGAAAAGGAGUCAGCUACAAACCUUGGCGGCGAGGCAAGCGUCGAGGAGCGUGUCAAGGCAAAAGAGGCCUGCUGGCGAUCGCCCGUGCUCAAGUAUGUAAAGGCGGAAUUCCGCACACCCGAGCUCAGGCGCCAGCACGACAUUGCAGGAAAAGUGAAGACGGCAAGCAAACGCGCCAACCUCUUCUUUGCGCUGUUUGAUAUUUUCUGGCCAAACGUCACUGUGGCCUACAUCUCCAAACUAUUAGGUGACACGGCCUACCUAGGCUCAACUUUGCUCAUGGAGAAGAUCAUCGACGCUGUGAGCAAGGAGGAUACGGGUCUUGCGUGCGGCUAUGUUGUGGUUAUGUUUGCCAUUAUGAUCAUCAGCAACCUACUUACCAAUCGCUUCUAUUAUCAGUCGAUGUACAUUGGUGUUUUUACGCGUGCCGCCCUUGUGUCUGGUAUCUACAAGCGCGCCCUUAACAUGCAGGGUCGCGACCGCUCGACCGGCAAGCUCGUCAAUCAUAUUUCAACGGACGUGUCCCGCAUCGAUUUUGGUGCGCAAUGGUGGCUUGUCACGUUCACCGCUCCAGUGGAACUGAUUGUUUGCAUCAUUAUCCUACUUUCACGAUUCGGCGUCUCGUGUCUGUCGGGCUUUGCGCUGGUGGUGGUUGUCCUUCCCAUUCAGGCUUCCUGCAUGAAAUUUCUCUUUGAUCUCCGCAACAAAUCGCUGGAAUGGACCGAUCGUCGUGCGCGGCGUACGCAGGAAGUCCUGUCGGGCAUGCGUAUCGUCAAGUUGUUUUCAUACGAGUCCAACUUUUUGCAAUGGAUCAGCAAGCUACGUCGCAACGAGCUAAAAUAUAUCUUUAGGCUUACUGUAAGGUUGGCGGCACUCCUUGCCACUGCCAUUGGCCUCCCAGUGCUUGCCGGCGUGCUUGCUGUCAUUACUUUUUAUUUCAAGGAAGGGCAUCUCGAUGCAUCCAAAGUCUUCCCGGCCGUGACGCUCUUUCAGCUCAUCCGUCUGCCGCUGAUGUUUUUGCCGUUCGGGCUAAGUGUCAUUGCGGACGGUUAUGCAUCCAUUUUGCGUUUAAGCGAAGUGUUCUAUGCCCAGCAACACGAUGUAUCGGUCAAAUCGGAUGCGUUGUCGCCGUACGGCCUCCAAUUCACCGACGCUCAAUUCGAAUGGGACGAUGUUAGCGAAGACCCAACUCUGAAACCGACAACGACAGAGGAAAAGAAGGAGAAAAGGAAGCAGAAGCAGAAGCAGAAGCGUCUGUGGGCAUUUCUCCGAAAAAACCGCAAGAAUGUCCCUGCAUCGGAAAAGAAGCGGCUUGGACUCUUUCGCAGGAAGGCCAAGAAGGAAGAUCUCGCGCUUAUUGGAGGAAAGCCCAAACCCAAGCCGGUAGAAGACUCGCCUAGCGACUUUAUUAUGGCGCCGCUCAACCUCGCCAUUAAACUCGGCCUGGAUUCAGAACGCAACAAUGGCGACCUGACCGAGAUUGGCGAGCGUGGUGUGACACUGUCAGCGGUCGAUGCACACGUUGGAAAAGCACUUUUCAACAACGCGAUCCUUCCUUUGCGUUCGCGCGGAAAAACGAUUUUGCUCGUAACACAUGCGAUCCAGUACUUGGAAGGCUGCGACAGAAUCGUUUCCAUGGAUGACGGACGUAUCGAAGAGGUCGGUACUUUUGCCGAGCUCAUGGCUGCACGCGGUCAUUUUUACCAAACGAUGCAAAACUACAGCACGCUCCGCCAGACUGGCGUAGAGGAAGACGCAAACGAUCUUGCUGCGGAAGUGGAAGCAGGCAAGUCCAAGCCAAAGCUCGACACGGGAAAGCUCAGCAAGCCAGGAGGCAACACGAUGGAGCUGGAAGAGCGCAAUACGGGUGCCGUCGACAUGUUUGUAUGGAAGGCGUACCUGAGAGCAGGCGAACACAGCGUGAUGCAGUUCAUCUUCAAUUUUAUCGCCGAUAUUUUGCUUGGACUGAUGACCUAUUUUGCUUCGCGGAAGCUGCACGACAAUGCCAUGAAGCGUGUGAUGUAUUCGCCGAUGGCCUGGUUUGAUACAACACCCAUUGGCCGGAUCAUUAACCGUUUUGGUAAAGACAUUGACGUACUGGACAACCAAGUAAGUGGUCUUUUGCGCCAGAGUGUCGCGACCUUUAUGACAAUGCUAGGCGCUGGUGCAAUGAUUAUUGCCCUUACGUACUACUUUGCCAUUGUCAUUGUCGGUGUGCUUCUCAUUUCGUGGUUCAUUUCCACGUAUUACCGCGCCUCGUCGCGCGAAUUCAAGCGUGUCGAUGCGCUACUGCGGAGCACGUUGUACUCACAUUUUGCCGAGUCGCUCACAGGUCUGACGACCAUCCGUGCGUACAACGAAUCCAAGCGGUUCCUGUACGAAAACUACAAGGCGAUGGAUCUGCAAAACCGUGCCUAUUUCCUUACCAUUGUGAAUCGGCGCUGGCUGGGCUUGCGUCUUGAUUUACUUGGUUCGCUUUGUGUGCUUGUGGUAGGCAUUCUUGCUGCUGUGCGUGUGCAUGGCAUGGGUGCUGGCCAAAGCGGUGUCGUGCUUUCGAUGAUGAUCACCAUUGCUCAGUCGCUCAGCAUGCUCACAUCCGAGCUCACUGAGCUCGAAAAUGAGAUGAACUCGGCUGAACGCCUUGUCUAUUACGCCGAGACACUCGACCAGGAGGCGCCACAACAAAUUCCCGACACAAAGCCACCGGCCUCGUGGCCAGACCAUGGCGCUAUCGACCUGGAUAAUCUCUGGCUCAAGUACCGGCCCAAUCUGCCGAAUGUUCUCAAAGGCGUCACAUUGCAUGUCAACGGCGGCGAAAAGGUUGGUAUUGUAGGGCGGACCGGUGCAGGGAAAAGUUCAAUCUUGACCGUGCUUUUACGUCUCUCGGAAGCGACGCAAGGUACGAUCUCGAUCGACGGCAUUAACGUGUCCAUGAUCGGCCUCGAAGAUUUGCGCCUAGCGAUCGCCAUUCUUCCUCAAGAACCACUUCUGUUUAGCGGCACAUUACGCUCAAACCUCGAUCCCUUUGGACUUUACGACGAUGCGAGGCUCUGGGACGCGAUGCAGCGUGCCUACCUAACAGGUCCGACCAGUGCAACGACGACCGAAGAUGUCAUCCACGAUCCGAGCGUACCGAUGACGGAGCGCACCAAGAUGCAAGGGGAUGCACAGGCGAAAGAACCUGGCACUGAAAGCAAAGCACUCACACGCCUUUCGCUUGACUCAAUCAUUGAUGAAGAAGGCGCAAACUUGUCGGUUGGUCAGCGUUCCCUCGUGUCGCUCGCUCGCGCGCUGGUGCGCAAUUCCAAGAUCAUUCUUCUGGACGAGGCGACGGCCUCUGUGGACCUCGAAACCGAUGCCAAGAUCCAAAAGACGAUCCGCACCGAGUUUGCUGACCGCACGCUGCUCUGUAUUGCGCACCGCCUAAGCACGAUCAUCGGCUAUGACCGCAUUGUCGUGAUGGAAGACGGCAAGGUCGUCGAGUUUGAUACGCCCCUCACACUCUUUGACCGGUCCGAUGGUAUUUUCCGUGGCAUGUGCAGCCGCAGCAGCAUUUCACGGGACGAUAUUCUCCAAGCACGCCCAUAA
This is a messenger RNA of Malassezia japonica, 4086 nucleotides long. RefSeq lists its product as uncharacterized. Gene Ontology annotation, biological process: transmembrane transport. Gene Ontology annotation, cellular component: membrane. The record is from RefSeq and is a predicted model, not a curated record. Bases 1 to 4086 code for a protein of 1361 amino acids. Gene Ontology annotation, molecular function: ABC-type transporter activity; ATP binding; ATP hydrolysis activity. The transcript is spliced from 6 exons. Lineage: Eukaryota; Fungi; Basidiomycota; Malasseziomycetes; Malasseziales; Malasseziaceae.